This is a messenger RNA of Rubroshorea leprosula, 965 nucleotides long. The record is from the annotation of a GenBank genome assembly. NCBI's taxonomy places the organism in Eukaryota, Viridiplantae, Streptophyta, Magnoliopsida, Malvales, Dipterocarpaceae.
UUCCAAUCAUAAGCCCUUGUAUAUUUACCCAUUUUCAAAACAAUGGCAACUUGUAUCGACCAAAGCCUGGUGAGUAACACUUUAUGCAGGUUUUCCAAAUUAUGCAGACCCACUUUCUCAAAUCUCGUUUCAUGCAAGAAUGAGGAAAAAGAUGAAAUCUUUGUGAAAAUUAGAGAGGAGGCUCAAUCUGAUGUACAGCAGGAACCCAUCUUGUUCAGUUACUAUUUUGAAUUGAUAUUGUCUCAUAGAACUUUCGAGAGUGCUUUAGCAUAUCACCUGGCUACGAAAUUAAGCAGCUCAAAUCUUUCCACGGAUGUCCUCUUGGAAGUCUUCAACAAGGUUCUGGCGGAUGACUGUGAGAUCAGGGCAGCCAUAAGAGAUGACCUCAAGGCUGUGAGAGAGCGUGAUCCUGCUUGCAUUAGUUAUCUUCAUUGCUUCCUGAAUUUCAAGGGGUUCCAGGCUUGUCAGGCUCAUAGACUGGCGCACAAGCUGUGGUUACAAGGGAGGAAGGUAAUGGCUCUGUUGAUUCAGAGUCGGGUUUCUGAGGUUUUCGCUGUUGAUAUCCAUCCUGGAGCGAAGAUUGGAAGAGGGAUUGUAAUUGAUCAUGCUACUGGAGUUGUGAUUGGUGAAACAGCAAUGGUUGGGGACAAUGUAACUAUUCUGCAUGAUGUGACUUUGGGCGGAACAGGGAAAGUUUGCGGGGACAGGCAUCCAAAAAUUGGAAAUGGAGUGUUCUUAGGUGCAGGAGCUAAAGUGUUGGGGAGCAUUACAAUUGGAGAAGGGGCUAAAAUUGGGGCAGGGUCUGUGGUUUUGAAGGAGGUUCCUCCAAAAAGUACAGCAGUGGGAAACCCUGCUAGACUACUAUGAAAUAUGUAACCAAACAUGAUGUUGUUUUUGUCUGAAUUGUUUAGGUGCAAUUCAUUUUCAUGUUUCUCAUAUAUUCUUUCAAUGCUCUAUUUCUUUGU